Molecule: messenger RNA, 6000 nt
Organism: Rhinolophus ferrumequinum (greater horseshoe bat)
Lineage: Eukaryota; Metazoa; Chordata; Mammalia; Chiroptera; Rhinolophidae
Gene: ABCC4
Product: ATP binding cassette subfamily C member 4
Exons: 31
Coding region: 148-4125 (1325 amino acids)
Biological process (GO): transmembrane transport
Cellular component (GO): plasma membrane
Molecular function (GO): ATP binding; ATP hydrolysis activity; ABC-type transporter activity
Source: RefSeq, a predicted model, not a curated record
GGAAGCGGGUGGUUCUCUUGCUCCAGCCGUGUGGACCGGCGCGGCAGCUGGAGCUCUAGCAUCCCCGCCGGCGCCUCCAAGAGCAGCGGAAACGGUACCGCUGCCGGAGCAGCGCGAUCCCGACUCUCUGCCGCCCUGGCUGGCAAGAUGCUGCCGGUGUACCCGGAGUUGAAGCCCAACCCGCUGCAGGGCGCGAAUCUCUGCUCGCGCGUGUUAUUCUGGUGGCUAAACCCCUUGUUUAAAAUUGGUCACAAACGGAGAUUAGAAGAAGAUGAUAUGUAUUCAGUGCUUCCGGGAGAUCGCUCAAAGCAUCUUGGAGAAGAGUUGCAAGGGUACUGGGAUAAAGAAGUUUUGAGAGCUGAGAAAGACUCACAGAAGCCUUCUUUAACAAAAGCAAUCAUAAAGUGUUACUGGAAACCCUAUUUAGUUCUGGGAAUUUUUACGUUUAUUGAGGAAGGCCUCAAAGUAAUCCAGCCCAUAUUUUUGGGAAAGAUUAUUACUUAUUUUGAAAACUAUGAUCCCACUGAUUCUGUGGCUCUGCACGAAGCCUACGUCUAUGCCACGAUGCUGACUGUUUGCACGCUUCUUUUCGCCUUACUGCACCAUCUGUACUUCUAUCACGUCCAGUGUGCUGGGAUGAAGUUAAGAGUAGCCAUGUGCCAUAUGAUUUACCGGAAGGCCCUUCGCCUUAGUAACGUGGCCUUGGGUAAGACCACUACAGGCCAGAUUGUCAAUCUGCUGUCCAAUGACGUGAACAAAUUUGAUCAGGUAACAAUAUUCUUGCACUUUCUGUGGGCAGGCCCACUGCAGGCUAUCGUAGUAACUGCCCUGCUCUGGAUGGAAAUAGGAAUAUCGUGUCUUGCCGGGAUGGCAGUUCUAAUUAUUCUUCUGCCUUUGCAAAGCUGCAUUGGGAAGUUGUUCUCAUCACUCCGGAGCAAGACCGCAGCUUUCACAGACGUCAGGAUCAGGACCAUGAAUGAAGUUAUAACUGGCAUAAGAAUAAUAAAAAUGUAUGCUUGGGAAAAGUCAUUUGCGGACCUUAUUACCAAUUUGAGAAGGAAGGAAAUUUCCAAGAUUCUGAGAAGUUCCUACCUUAGAGGAAUGAAUUUAGCGUCUUUUUUGGUGGCCGGCAAAGUCAUCGUGUUUGUGACCUUCACUACCUAUGUGCUCCUUGGCCAUGUGAUCACAGCCAGCCGCGUGUUCGUGGCCGUGACACUGUAUGGGGCUGUGCGUUUGACGGUCACUCUCUUCUUCCCCUCGGCCAUCGAGAAGGUGUCAGAGACAGUCGUCAGCAUCCGAAGAAUCAAGAACUUUCUGUUGCUUGAUGAGAUAACAGCGUGUAAUGCUGAGCUGCCAUCAGACGGUAAAACAAUAGUGCAUGUGCAAGAUUUUACUGCUUUUUGGGAUAAGGCAUCAGAAACCCCAACCCUACAAGGUCUUUCCUUUACUGUCAGACCCGGUGAAUUGUUAGCUGUGGUCGGACCUGUGGGAGCAGGAAAGUCAUCACUUUUAAGUGCUGUGCUGAGGGAACUGCCCCCGAGCCAGGGCCUGGUCAGUGUGCAUGGAAGAAUCGCCUAUGUUUCUCAGCAGCCCUGGGUGUUUUCAGGAACUGUGAGGAGUAAUAUUUUAUUUGGGAAGAAAUAUGAAAAGGAGCGAUAUGAACAAGUAAUAAAGGCUUGUGCUUUGAAAAAGGAUUUGCAGCUUUUGGAGGAUGGAGAUCUAACUGUGAUAGGAGAUCGGGGAAGCACGCUGAGUGGAGGGCAGAAAGCUCGGGUCAACCUCGCAAGAGCAGUAUAUCAGGAUGCAGACAUCUACCUUCUGGACGACCCUCUCAGUGCAGUGGAUGCAGAAGUUGGCAAGCACUUGUUCCAACUGUGUAUUUGUCAAACCUUGCAUGAGAAGAUCACAAUCUUAGUGACUCAUCAGUUGCAGUACCUAAAAGCUGCAAGUCAGAUUCUGAUAUUGAAAGAUGGUAAAACGGUGCAAAAGGGGACGUACACUGAGUUUCUGAAAUCCGGGGUAGAUUUUGGUUCCCUUUUAAAGAAGGAAAAUGAGGAGGCUGAACAAUCUUCCAUGCCAGAAAGUCCCACGCUGAGGAAUCGGACUUUCUCGGAAUCUUCGGUUUGGUCUCAACAGUCUUCUAGACCCUCAUUGAAAGAUGGUGCUCCAGAGACCCAAGCUAAUGAGAAUAUACCGGUUGCAGUAACCGAGGAGAGCCGUUCUGAAGGAAAAAUUGGUCUUAAGGCCUACAAGAAUUACUUCACAGCUGGUACACACUGGUGUAUCAUCAUUUUCCUUAUCCUGCUGAACACCGCAGCCCAGGUUGUCUACGUUCUUCAGGAUUGGUGGCUUUCACACUGGGCAAAUGAACAGACUGCCCUGAACGUCACUGUAAAUGGAAAAGGAAAUGUAACUGAGAAGCUCGAUCUUAACUGGUACUUAGGAAUUUAUUCAGGUUUAACGAUAGUUACCGUCAUUUUCGGCAUAGUAAGAUCCCUGUUGGUAUUCUACGUCCUUGUUAAUUCUUCACAAGCUCUACACAACAGAAUGUUUGAGUCCAUUUUGAAAGCUCCAGUAUUGUUUUUUGAUAGGAAUCCAAUAGGAAGAAUUUUAAAUCGUUUCUCCAAAGACAUUGGACACAUGGAUGACCUGCUGCCCCUGACAUUUCUAGAUUUCAUCCAGACAUUUCUGCAAGUGAUCGGUGUGGUAGGCGUGGCGGUGGCCGUGAUUCCUUGGAUUGCAAUACCCCUGGUUCCCCUUGGCAUCAUUUUCUUUGUUCUUCGUGGCUAUUUCUUAGAAACAUCAAGAGAUGUCAAACGCCUGGAAUCUACAACACGGAGCCCAGUAUUUUCCCACCUAUCGUCUUCUCUCCAGGGACUCUGGACCAUCCGGGCAUUUAAAACUGAAGAGAGAUUUCAGGAACUGUUUGAUGCCCACCAGGAUUUGCAUUCAGAGGCUUGGUUCUUGUUUUUGACGACAUCCCGAUGGUUCGCCGUACGUCUGGAUGCCAUCUGUGCCAUCUUUGUCAUUGUUGUUGCCUUUGGGUCCCUGAUUCUGGCACAAACUUUGAAUGCUGGACAGGUUGGCCUGGCAUUGUCCUACGCCCUUACCCUCAUGGGGACGUUCCAGUGGUGUGUUAGGCAAAGUGCUGAAGUUGAGAAUAUGAUGAUUUCAGUAGAAAGGGUGAUGGAAUAUACAGACCUGGAGAAGGAAGCUCCUUGGGAAUGCCCAAAACGCCCACCACCGGCCUGGCCCCAUGAAGGAGUGAUUGUCUUUGACAAUGUGAACUUCACGUACAGUUUAGACGGGCCUCUGGUAUUAAAACACCUGACAGCGCUCAUUAAAUCAAGAGAAAAGGUUGGCAUCGUGGGGAGAACAGGAGCUGGAAAAAGUUCCCUCAUCUCAGCCCUUUUUAGAUUAUCAGAACCCGAAGGUAAAAUUUGGAUUGAUAAGAUCUUGACAACUGAAAUUGGACUUCACGAUUUAAGGAAGAAAAUGUCAAUCAUACCUCAGGAACCUGUUUUAUUCACUGGAACAAUGAGGAAAAACCUGGAUCCCUUUAAUGAGCAUACGGAUGAGGAACUGUGGAAUGCCUUAAAAGAGGUACAACUUAAAGAAGCCAUCGAAGAUCUUCCCGGUAAAAUGGAUACUGAAUUAGCAGAAUCCGGAUCAAACUUCAGUGUUGGACAGAGACAGCUGGUAUGCCUUGCCAGGGCUAUUCUCAAGAAAAAUCGGAUAUUGAUAAUUGAUGAAGCAACAGCAAAUGUGGAUCCAAGAACUGAUGAGUUAAUACAAAAAAAAAUCCGUGAGAAAUUUGCCCAGUGCACUGUGCUAACCAUUGCACACAGGUUGAACACCAUUAUCGACAGCGACAAGAUUAUGGUUUUGGAUUCAGGAAGAUUGAAAGAAUAUGAUGAGCCAUAUGUUUUGCUGCAAGAUAAAGAGAGCCUAUUUUACAAGAUGGUGCAACAACUAGGCAAGGCAGAAGCUGCUGCCCUCACUGAAACAGCAAAACAGGUGUACUUCAAAAGGAAUUAUCCAGAUAUCACUCAGAAUGGCCACAUGGUGAUGAAUGCUUCCAAUGGACAGCCGUCAGCCUUGACUAUUUUUGAGACUUCACUGUGAUGCUACCACAAUGUCGGGUCUAUUCUGAAAGCAUUUUACUCUACUCCACUUGCUUUUUUAUACUAGUAGCAAGGAUUUACACAUACAAGAUGUUAGUUUAUUUGGACUUUUUCCUCCCACUUCACCCAAUGAUUUCAAGCUCUCACAAAAUUAUUAUUUUUAUUUAUGUUAAUAGUUUGUUUGUUUGUUUGUUUGUUUUUAAUCCACAUCAGAGGUGCAGGCCACCAAUAAAAGCUGUCUAUCAGGUUUGUGCCUUAAAAGACUCCGGAUCCAAAGCUCAUUUUGUAAAGUAUGAGACAAAGUUGUAACAGACGUUUUUUUGUGUGUUUUUUUUUUUACUACCCCUAAAUUACAUGUUACUCUCCGGUUAUAUCAGGGAUUCUAUUUACUUGAAAACUGUGUGAAGUUGCCAUUUUGUCUCACCACUUUAUUGAAGGUAACUAGGAUCCAUUAUUUCGCUCCACAGGCCUCUGGUUAAAAUAGUACUUAUAAAACUAAUAGGCAAAACAUAAGAAUAUACUUUAGUAUAAGUGGCAUUAUAGUAGGGAGAGUCUACUCUGCCCCCCAAGUGGGUAUAUAGUUAAAAUAUAGAAAGACAAUAUUUAUGUGUUCUAAAAGAGAAGGAAGAGAAAAUAAUGCUUUCUCAAAAUAGGAGCCCUUCUCUAGGUGAUUUGAUAAUGAAGGACAUAAAGUGUGAUCAUCAGUCGUCUUUUACAUUUGCAUGACUUUGACAUGGGAACCAUUGCAAUUUUAUUUUAUUUUAUUUUUUAAGGAGGGUACCACUCACCGUGGCCCAUGCAGGGAUCGAACCGGCAACCUUGGUGUUAUUAGCACCACGCGCUCUAACCAACUGAGCUAACCAGCCACCCCAAGAACCACUGCAAUUUUAAAAUCAGUGUGGUGAUAGGUUCAAAAAAAGGUCAAUCUGCUAACAGUAAUUCCUGAAUAUGUAAUAGUAUUCUCGUUUGGAUUUCUAGUUUACUGAUGGCUAACCCUCUGUUGACUAUAAGCCUUCUGGUUUGGCAUUUAUUUAAAUCCCUUCUAAAUUACAUGUAUAGCUUCUCCUGAGUUGGUGAGAAAAGCCAAAAAUCAUUGCAAACAUUGACUGUAAUUACACAGUAUGUUCUCAGGAUGCAUCCAGAGGUUCACUUUUAUGAACCUGCCCAGGUUAGUUUACUUCUGAUCACUAAUAGCAGUUUGUUUAGGUCCACAUUGUUUCCUAGGGACUGCUGUACUUUAUUUCACUGUGGGUCUUUAGUUUUUUCUUGAUGAUGGUGGCUAUGGUAUGUUGAGUUCGAGUUAUAAUACUAAAGGUUUUACUGUCAUGAUUUUAAGUAGACUCUCAUGACCUCUCAGAAUAAGGUAUAACUGCCCUCAAGUUGCAUAUAUUAACAUAUAUGCCUUUGUAUAGCAGGUUGUUGGACUCUUCAAGGGAGAGAAACAGAUGUUUUUAUAGAAUCAAGCCUUAAAAAGCACACACACAGUAAACUACCAAAAGGCACUGAGUACACAACUGUUGAACUCUUUGUAUUUAGAAAUAAUAUGAUUAAUGUUUAGUCCAGUAAACUAGUAAGUUGUUUAAUAGACAAGAUUGGUAUUUCAGGAGACUGAAAUGAUAGCAAUGCAAUAAUUAGGUUUGUUAAAACAGUGGAAAUAUUUGAAAUGUUUGUCUUUAGAGGUUAAAGGCGAUUAAGAAAUGUUUCUAUUUUAUUUCUGUUUUAUUGUCAUCAUAGAGUUUUCGAUGAAACAAAAUUCAGUUGAAAUAAAUGACAGUUUUCAUCUCCAUUUAGAGAUCUGUAUUUUUGUUCUUAGAAGGAUUACUUAUGUCUUUGCUGUUGAAAGCCAAUGAGUUUUCCUGAGAUCAAAAAAUAUCUU